Aureobasidium subglaciale EXF-2481 is the source of this 1822-nucleotide messenger RNA. RefSeq lists its product as uncharacterized. Bases 18 to 1739 code for a protein of 573 amino acids. Gene Ontology annotation, molecular function: protein binding. Gene Ontology annotation, cellular component: nucleus; site of double-strand break. The record is from RefSeq and is a predicted model, not a curated record. Gene Ontology annotation, biological process: regulation of DNA double-strand break processing. Lineage: Eukaryota; Fungi; Ascomycota; Dothideomycetes; Dothideales; Saccotheciaceae. The transcript has a single exon.
ACCAGACCAACUUUGUAAUGUCAGACAUUCCUGUAGCCUCUGAAGUGCCUGACGAAGAGGAAGAGGCGCUUCAGAAGUUUCUUGGAACGACAUCCUUUGGCAAACAAACGAAAGGCGCCGAGGUCAACAACAGAUUCGAGCAGAGUAAAAGGUCGCAGCCCGUCAUCUCACAAGGCGACAAGAAGACCAAGCGCGACGAAGACGACGACGACGACUCGGACGAAUCAGACGAAGAAGAUGAAUGUCCCGUGUCGCACGAGAUGGUCUUCAAAACUCACGACCGCGCCGUCACAUCCAUCACGUUGGACGCUUCAGGAGGACGCCUGGUGACGGGCUCAAGCGAUUGCACCCUCAAGUUCCACGACUUUGCCUCCCUCACGCCCUCCACCAUUCGCGCCUUCAAGUCCGUCGAUCCCUCGUCUGUCAAAGGCUCUGCCUCGUCCGAGACUCAUCCCGUCCAGCACGUCGAGUUCAAUCCCAUCGCACCAUCCACCAUGCUGGCCAUUACCGCCCAUCCCCAGCCGCGCAUUCUUGAUCGCAAUGGAGAAACAAUCGCCGAGUUUGUCAAAGGCGACAUGUAUCUACGCGACAUGCACCACACCAAGGGCCAUAUUUCUGAAGUCACCUGCGGCGUCUGGCAUCCGCAAGAUCGAAACAUUUGCGCCACUGGAGGAACAGACAGCACCGUCCGCAUCUGGGACAUCAACAACCCGAGACAGCAAAAGACUGUCAUAGUCCACAAGUCUAGAGCUGCCGGCUCUGCUGGAAGGACGCGGAUUACUGCUCUGUCUUGGGCUGCGACCGCUCAAUCAAACCUCCUUGUUGCUGCUGCUCUUGAUGGCAGUCUAGUCAUGUGGGAUGCUAACGGGCCCUAUACAAGACCUGCCGCUGAGAUUCGCGAUGCACAUAAGAAAGACACCUGGACUAGUGGCCUGCAGCUCAGCUCUACCGGUCAGCUUGUCAUUACCCGUGGAGGCGACAAUACUAUCAAGCUAUGGGAUACUCGGAAGUUCAAAACACCUCUCAGAACUGUCGACUUCCCAUCAAUCUCUGAUCAAUACCCUACCUCGAACAUCUGUUUCUCGCCAAGAGGUACUGAAUUGCUCACUGGCUCUGCAAACGGUGACCUCCACAUUCUCAACUCUGCGACUCUCAGAUCAGAGUUAGUCACUCCCAUAACACCAGGCUCCGCUAUAAUCAGCGUCUACUGGCACAAGGAGCUGAACCAAAUUAUAACCGGUUCAGCCAACGGUGAGACCCAUGUCCUCUACAAUCCUAACCUGUCCCAAGGUGGUGCAAAGACUGUCAUGCUCAAGGCUCCAAAGCGUCGUCACAUUGAUGACGAUCCAAAUCUGACCAUGGAUCUCUCUCACGGUAUCGGUGGUGAUGCUGUCAUUCUUCCUGGAGGCUCUGCUCCAUCAGCUGCGUCCUUUGCAGCAAGACACCCUACCAUUGGUCUCACAGCUUCCGGUAAAUCAAGGGACCCUAGACGGCCGCACAUCCCCAAUACCACACCUUUCGCAAAGAGUAAUGCAGAUGCAGCUUACAUCAAGGAACACAUUCCGCUCAGCGGUAUGCGCGAGGAAGAUCCGAGAGAAGCCCUUCUCAAGUACGCAGACAAGGCCAAGAACGAUCCUCUGUUCACAAACGCCUGGGCUACAACUCAGCCAAAGACGAUAUAUGCUGAUCUCAGUGAUGAGGAAGAGGAUGGGCCAGACAAGAAAAAGGCCAAACGAUGAGCAUUUGAUCAUAAUCACCACCUGUAACGACUAACCCAAAAAAUACUUCAUGAUACCCAAUCCAGAUAGCGCUGUGGAAGCCC